Alligator mississippiensis (American alligator) is the source of this 5807-nucleotide messenger RNA. It is a transcript of the gene ITGA8, whose product is annotated as integrin subunit alpha 8. Gene Ontology annotation, biological process: cell adhesion mediated by integrin; cell-cell adhesion; integrin-mediated signaling pathway. Gene Ontology annotation, molecular function: integrin binding. The record is from RefSeq and is a predicted model, not a curated record. Gene Ontology annotation, cellular component: integrin complex; external side of plasma membrane. NCBI's taxonomy places the organism in Eukaryota, Metazoa, Chordata, Crocodylia, Alligatoridae. The transcript is spliced from 30 exons. Bases 29 to 3232 code for a protein of 1067 amino acids.
CGCUGCCCGGCCGGCGGCCGCGCAAGGGAUGCGGGAGCGCAGGCAUCACUCCCCGCCCCAGCGCAGCCCGAGCGCCGCCGCGAGGAGCAGGAGCAGGAGCAGGAGGAUGCGGAUGCUGCUAACGCUACUGCUGCCGGGGAUGCUGUGGCCGCGCGGGCUCCUGGCGUUCAACCUGGACGAGGAGCAGCGCAGCGUGUACAGCGGGCCUCAGGGCAGCUACUUCGGCUACGCCGUGGACUUCUACAUCCCGGAGCCCGGCACGGUGAGCGUCCUGGUCGGAGCUCCCAAAGCCAACACCACACAGCCAGAGAUCCAGGAGGGAGGGGCCGUGUACUACUGUCCUUGGCCAGCCGCACAGUGCAAGCAGAUCCCCUUUGACACCACUAACAAUAGAAAAAUCAAAGUCAAUGGCACCAGGGAACCUAUUGAGUUUAAGUCAAAUCAGUGGUUUGGGGCAACAAUCAAAGCUCAUAAAAGCAAAGUUGUGGCUUGUGCUCCUUUGUAUCACUGGAGGACUCUCAAAGCUACCCCUGAAAAGGAUCCGGUUGGCACCUGCUAUGUAGCAAUUCAGAACUUCAGCGCCUAUGCUGAGUACUCUCCUUGUCGCAACAGCAAUGCAGAUCCUGAAGGACAAGGUUUCUGUCAAGCAGGCUUCAGUUUGGAUUUUUACAAGAACGGGGACCUUAUAGUAGGAGGACCUGGUAGUUUUUAUUGGCAAGGUCAGGUAAUUACUGCCAAUAUUGCGGAUAUUAUCACCGAUUAUUCAUUCAAAGAUAUUUUAAGGAAACUGAUACGAGAAAAGCAAACUGGAGUGGCCCCACCAUCAUAUGACGAUAAUUACCUUGGAUACUCAGUGGCUGCUGGGGAAUUUACUGGCGACUCUGAACAAGAAUUGGUUGUUGGAGUUCCAAGGGGAGCACAGAACUUUGGAUAUGUUUCAAUUAUUAAUUCUACAGACUUGACAUUCAUUCAGAAUUUUACUGGUGAACAGAUGGCAUCUUACUUUGGGUAUACUGUUGCAGUAUCUGAUGUUAACAAUGACGGUUUAGAUGACAUCUUAGUUGGGGCCCCUCUAUUUAUGGAGCGGGAAUUUGAAAGUAAGCCUAAGGAAGUAGGGCAAGUUUACCUGUACCUGCAGGAAAGUGCCUUCUACUUCCAAGAUGCACAGAUAUUGUCAGGCACCGACAUGUUUGGUAGAUUUGGCAGUGCCAUUGCUCAUCUCGGAGAUCUCAAUCAGGAUGGCUAUAAUGACAUUGCAAUCGGUGCACCAUUUGCUGGAGAAGACAGGGGAGGCAAAGUACUUGUCUACAAUGGACACAGUAAUGGGUUAAAUGCUAAGCCUUCCCAGGUUCUAAGUGGAUUCUGGGCCUCACAGUCCAUGCCUGCGGGAUUUGGCUUUACCCUAAGAGGAGACUCAGAUGUAGACAAGAAUGAUUACCCAGAUUUAAUUGUAGGUGCUUUUGGAGCUGGGAAAGUAGUUGUUUACAGAGCAAGACCUGUUGUAACAGUGGAUGCUCAACUUUUGCUGAACCCAAUGAUUGUGAACCCAGAAAAUAAAACCUGUCAGCUUCCCAGCUCUAGGAUUUUGGUCGCAUGUUUUACUGUAAGAGUCUGUGCAGCUUUUGAAGGCCAGAGUAUUUCAGAUAAGAUUGCACUAAAAGCUGAAUUGCAAUUAGAUUCAUUGAAACAGAAAGGAGCUGUUAAAAGGACCCUUUUCUUUGAUUACCAUCAAUCACAUCAUCUCUUCCCCAUUGUGAUUGAAAGACAGAAACGGCUGCAUUGCCAGGACUUUGUUGUUUAUCUCAGAAACGAAACAGAAUUUCGAGAUAAAUUAUCUCCUAUCAGUGUUAGUUUGAAUUACAGCUUGGAUGAAUCAACGUCUGUAGAUAGCCUGGCCGUGAAACCAAUACUGAACUAUUACCAAGAGAGCACUGUUACAGAGCAGGCUUAUAUUCUGGUAGACUGUGGAGAGGACAACCUAUGCAUUCCUGACUUGAAACUUUCAGCCACCCCAGAUAAAGAUCAGCUAAUAAUUGGAGAAGAAAACUGUGUUGUGCUUCUAAUAAACCCAAGAAAUGAUGGAGAAGGAGCUUAUGAAGCUGAGCUCCAUAUAAAGAUCCCACCUGAAGCAGAUUACACAGGAGUUGAACGCAACAACAAGGCACUACAUGUAUUAAGCUGUGAUUACAAGAUGGAAAAUGAAACUAGAAUGGUGGUUUGUGAUCUUGGAAACCCCAUGGUGGCUGGAACAAAUUUCUCUACAGGCAUCCGAUUUUCUGUUCAACAUUUUGAAAACGCAGAUUUCAGCAUCAAGUUUGAACUACAAGUAAAAAGUUCUAACAAGGUUAAUUCCAGCAGCAAUUUGGUUAACCUUCAAAUUAACAUCAGUGCUGUGGCUCAAGUACAGAUCAGAGGUGUGUCUAAUCCUCCACAAAUUGUUUUGCCACUUCACAACUGGAAACCUAAAGAUGAACCUACCAAAGAAGAUGACCUUGGCCCUUUGGUAGAGCACAUAUAUGAGCUGCACAAUAUAGGACCUGGUGCCAUCAAUGACACCCUACUCCAUGUUGGUUGGCCUGUGUCCAAUCAGGUGGAAUUUCUUCUUUACAUUCUCCAUAUUCAGACACAUGGACCAUUGCAGUGUCAAACAAGUUCUGCUAUCAAUGAAUUGCAAAUAAAGUUUGCUAUUCAAGAAGACACCCCUGAACUCACUGCUUUUCUGCGCAACUCCACUAUUCCUCAUUAUAUCAGGAGGAGAGAUAUUAAAGUAGCAGAACCUCAAAGGAGGAGCUCUUCAAAAAUACUGAACUGUACAAAUGUGAAGUGUUUAAUAAUCUCCUGUAUAGUGGGACAGUUAGACAGAGGAACAAGUGCAGCACUAAAAAUCAGGUCUCGGUUGUGGGCCCAAACUUUCCUACAGAGAAAAAAUGACCACUAUACCCUUUCUUCUAACGUGUCCUUUGGAGUUAAGAAGAUGCCGUAUAAAGUCCAGCCAGCAAAAUUUCCUGAGGGAAGCAUAGCAAUUAAAACUUCAGUCAUUUGGGCCACUCCAAAUGUCUCCUUUAUAAUCCCUUUGUGGGUUAUAAUAUUAGCAAUACUCCUUGGAUUGCUGGUUCUGGCUAUUUUGACCUUAGCGUUGUGGAAGUGUGGUUUCUUUGACAGAGCUAGACCUCCUCAAGAUGACAUGGCUGACAGGGAACAACUGACAAAUGACAAGAAUACUGAUGCAUGAGAAAAGAAAGUGAAGGUUCAGUUUGGAGCCCUGCUCACGAGUAGAAAUGUGCUAAAGAUUAAACAAAGGAUUUCUUCUACCACAGUCUUCCUUUGAACUUGCAAGUGACAUGAACUGGUAAUCUGAGCUAUGCAAAGUUAUGAACAUUCACCGCAUGACGACCAUCCAUGGCAAAAAGCAGCUUUAUCGCUGCCUUGAAAACAUAAUCAACCACUCUGCAGAGUUUUCAUACCAUACUUCAUUCUAGAUUUCAGAAGAUACUUUUGAGCACAUGUGGUAUGUUAAAACACUUUCAGAAUAACUCCAAAUCUGCAAAGCUGAAAUGUUUGCAUUGUUGUAUCUUCUAAAAGAUGGACUGGGACAAAACUUUCAAACACUGCUGUAUCAUGCAGAAUAUUUUUGACCUCCCUAAGGAUAAGAACUCCUAUGAAAUUACGGCUCAGGGAGACAAGCAAUAUAUUGGUACUGUGAAAGUACUUCUGAAAAAUGAAGAUAGUCUUUAAAGGACUUUAUAAAUGAGGCACAAUUAUUUAUUUUUCCACCUUUCUAGGAUAAGUAUCUGAUCUAAUCAUAGAUUCAGAUUUUUUUAAAGAAGUAAAACAUAACAUGGCAAUCAUCUUGCCAUGUAAAUAUAAAAAAGAACCCUUUCUAUAAAUUCAGUACACUUCCCUUGGUUGCAAGGUAUUUUGGAGAACAGAGGAAUUUAUACAUAAUUUUAUGAGAAGGGGGUGUCUACACAAGACACUAACUGAACAGUAGCUGAAUAAUACAGUGCUAAUACACUGCUGCACAGUAUUAUUAGGCUACUGUGCAGUAGCGUCACUAAAGGAAUGCUCCCGCACUAGUGAACAAUAACUCCAGUUACUGCACAUUUAUUUAGGACUUGGUUAUACAAGUCCUAAAUAAACGUUCAAUAACCACUGCAUGGUAGCAUCUUGUGUAGACAUGUUCAGGGUGUAUGACAAAAGAAUAUUUUAAAGCUCACUUGUACCUUCUUAAACUGUUAGGUGGCAGCACUAAAUUCAGUUAACCAAAUCCAUUUUUGGCAUAAACUGAUGCAAAAGCAGUUGAUGUUUGUAGGAAUUUAGUCUACUUUUCUGUCAAAACUGAAUUUUCCCUUCUGUUUCAGAGUACUUAUUUUGUUAAAACAUCCUCUUAAAAAUUCUACUGCAUAUCAUGUUGGAUUUGUGACCGUUGUACCACAAAUGGUAACCCUUCAUUUACUCAAAGAAAUGCCUCAUUUUUUAUUUUAUUUUUAUAAAAUACAGCCUCAAAAACAUUGUUAACAUGUUUAAGAGAUUUUUGGCAAAAUCAAGUUUUUGGAUAAAGUAACUUACAAUUCUUUUUUAUAACAAGGAAUCAUUUGGAUUUAUAAAAGUAGGAGCAGAUAAUCCAAAUCUGAGAUGAUGCACAAAAGGAAAGAUAUUUUGUGAUAAAUGCAGUAACAGUAUUGAUUUGUUUAUUUUCUGAUUUUAAGAUACAAAAGAAUGGAUGAAUCCAGUUUAGUUCUCCAGUAGCUCCUACUUGGAUAUCAGUGAAUGGCCCUAGUUUAAUUUUGAGUCACACAGCUGUAGAUCUGUGUGAAUUAUCUACUAAGGACCUCUUGUGAUGGCAGCAACUUUGAAAUUCCCUGUGUUUUGUGGGCUUAAGAAGAGAAAAUUAACUCAUUUUGUUCUCUGGCCUUCUUUCCUUCCCACCAAUCUAACUGGGCUUCCAAUUUGCCAUCCACCUGGGACCAGUGAUUAUUUUUAACCCAUCCUGCUGCCUCCUAAGCUUUGUUAAAUUUCUGUCUUGCUGCUUUCUUGACAUCUAUUAUUGUUAAAGCAGAAGUAACCACUAAGCAAGACCACUGCUGUCAAUCUAAUGACUUGCUGAAGGACCGGAAAAUAACACAGCAAGACAUCCCGCUCAUUUACCACAGCCAGCUCAUGGGCAGGCUCAUAAACCCUGGCUCAAUAGCCAGAAAAUCUGUGCGCUAAAGUUCCAUUUUAAGGACUAACACCAUUUUUAUGGAAAACCUGGCAAGUUCUCUAGCAUCACUAGAGCAUCGCUCUAUCUGCCCAUGAGACUUGGUGGGAAAAGGAAAAUAUUUCUAUUGUGUUUUCUCAAGAUGAGGCUACCUGGCUAUUUCCUGCUCUCACCACAAAAACUGGUGACAGGAGGACUGCCUGUAUCGGUUUACACUGAUCCUUUACAAACCAAAACUCAGAGCUCAGUUCACAAAACCAAUGCAAAAUCAGCCCUGGCAAGGUCCACACCAAUGCACCCAGACAUUUAAGAUCCAAUUACUCCACAGAGGAAAAGGAAGAGAGUUUAUCUUUUGUAAAUAUUGAAUUGGUGUGCGUAGGAGUUCCAGAAUUAAGAUUGACUAGCUGAGUAAAUUCACAUCAUCUGCACAGUUCUUACUCUGAUGAACUUAUUACCAUUAGGAAAUACUGACUAUAUGAUUUUUGUAUGUGCAAUACUUUAUAUUACCUAUGUACCUGAAGCAUGUUUACACUGGCAUUUGUUGUUGUUUUUUAAAACUUUGAAUAUGCUGUUUAAUGAGUACAAUAAAAAGAAGAGGAAAAAACAA